AAACAAAGCAAUUAGAAUUAGCGCCUAGCGUUUCUUUUAUUAGUUGCACUUUGCUUAUAGCUAUGGCCACAUUGCCAGGAGGUGGCACCGAGCCCAGCUCGCCAGUGCAAAAGGUGUGGAAGCCCGAGUUGUAUAAAAUACAAUUGGAGGCACCAACGCCACAUCCGGUACGUUGCCAACGCGCAUUAACAACUGCAGAGACAGACGCAGCGACAACAGAGGCAGUGCGUCUGUACGGCAGCGAGUAUCAUGGCAAAAUGGGACAUCUGGAAGCCGAACAGCUGUUGGCCAGCUGCGCCGACGGUAGCUAUCUGGUGCGGCACAGCCCCAAGGCAGAGGGCUACGACACGCUGAGCGUGCGCUUCAACAAUCGCACCAAGCAUUACAAGGUCUACUACAAGCAGGGCCAUGGCCACUACUUGCAUUCCAAGGACAAGCACUACGAGACGGUGCACGAUAUGGUGGCCGAUGGCCUGAUCAACUUCCACAUGCAGCUGCAUGCCAGCCCCAUUAUACAGCAGAUCAAUCAGCAGACGCAGCACUGUUAUCAGCAGAGCCCCUAUAUGACAUUGAAUCGCCGUAAGCUGCGUGCGCUGUCCAAUGAGAGCAAGGCAUUGAUUUCACUGGACGAUGGCGAGCCAUUGACUGCUGCGCCAGUGGAUCAGACUGAUGCGCAAGCAGCUGCAGUUAAGGAUGAGGACACGCCCACGCUAAGCAAGCAGCCGCUGCAGACGGCGCUUUCUGUGGAUCCCAUGUCCGUUGUGUAUGAGAAGCCGCACAAUUUCAAGGUGCACAACUUCAAGGGACUGAACUGGUGUGAGUUCUGCGCCAAUUUCUUGUGGGGAUUCACUGCGCAGGGCGUCAAGUGCGAUGCCUGCGGCUUUAUGGCGCACAACAAGUGCUCGGAGCUGGUGCCGGCCAAGUGUGUGCCCGAUCUGAAGCUUAUACGCGGCGUCUUCGGCACCGAUCUGACGACCAUGGUGCAGCUGCACAAGUGCAGCAUACCCUUUGUGGUGCGACGCUGUGUGGAGGAGGUGGAGGCACGUGGCAUGCUCCAAGAGGGCAUCUAUCGCGUCUCGGGCUUUGCGGAUGAGAUUGAUGCGCUCAAGCUGGCGCUGGAUCGCGAUGGCGAAAAGACAGACAUGUCCGAAACGGCCUAUGGCAAUGUCAACGUCAUAGCGGGCACACUCAAGCUCUAUCUGCGUCUGCUGCCCGUGCCGCUGAUCACGUUCCAGGCGUACCCGAGCUUUAUGGCCGCAGGUCGUAGCGCCAAGCAGGCGGAACAGCUGCAGCUCAUGGCGGAGGCAGUGCGUCGCCUGCCCCCCGCGCACUUUAACUGUCUGCAGUACAUGCUGGUGCAUCUCAAGCGCGUUGCUUCGCACUAUGCCGUCAAUAAGAUGAACGAGCAUAAUCUGGCAACUGUGUUUGCGCCUACGCUGAUUGCCACGCCACAGCAUCUGACCAAUCUCACCGAGGAGAUCUUCAUGCUCUCCUCACUGAUCACAAACUGCGAGAGCAUCUUUGCAACCAAUGCAAGCAACUGAAUCUUUCUCUGUCUCGCUCUAAACCAUGCGGUCGCUCUCGCUCUCGCUCUCCUUAAUUAGUUUUCCAUAAGCUUCAAAGUAGCGCAACUCGUGCAUUUAUUUAUUUAUUUAUAAGCUACGUUUUUGCCACAUCCUUGCACAUGGAUGUCAAUCACCAAAAAGCUAGACUUAAGUUUUACACACACACACACUUUUAUAUUUAUUUGUAUGUAUUAGAAACAAAUGGUCAAAGCCUUCCAAAAUUUAUUGAGAAACUGCAUGAAAUGUACGAAUUUAAAUCAAA
This is a messenger RNA of Drosophila busckii, 1827 nucleotides long. RefSeq names its product N-chimaerin (gene RhoGAP5A). The record is from RefSeq and is a predicted model, not a curated record. Lineage: Eukaryota; Metazoa; Arthropoda; Insecta; Diptera; Drosophilidae. The coding region runs from base 63 to 1544 and encodes 493 amino acids. Gene Ontology annotation, molecular function: GTPase activator activity. Gene Ontology annotation, biological process: signal transduction; regulation of GTPase activity. The transcript is spliced from 4 exons.